Asterias rubens (European starfish) is the source of this 1584-nucleotide messenger RNA. RefSeq names its product ubiquitin-conjugating enzyme E2 E1-like. Bases 1 to 564 code for a protein of 187 amino acids. Gene Ontology annotation, molecular function: ubiquitin conjugating enzyme activity. The record is from RefSeq and is a predicted model, not a curated record. Gene Ontology annotation, cellular component: nucleus. NCBI's taxonomy places the organism in Eukaryota, Metazoa, Echinodermata, Asteroidea, Forcipulatida, Asteriidae. Gene Ontology annotation, biological process: protein polyubiquitination. The transcript is spliced from 5 exons.
AUGAGGCUGCUGGCUGCUGACUUCUCCACAUUUAACUGUGACUGCAGUCAUGAGAGCAGUAGUCUCUUGGGGCCAGCAGUUCUCUCAAGAACAUCACCUAUGUCGGGAGAUUCAACCUCGGAAAAGGGAAACCGUACGUUUGACAACAAGUCGUGCUCGACAUUACAUGUACUCUUGUGUAAACUUGCGGGACCGAAAGGUGAUAAUAUUUAUGAAUGGAGAUCAUCAAUCCUCGGCCCGAGGGGUUCGGUCUACGAAAAAGGCGUCUUCUUCCUGGAUAUAAACUUUUCCCCGGAAUACCCGUUCAAACCACCAAAGGUAAGGUUCCGCACACGCAUCUACCAUUGCAAUAUAAACAGCCAGGGUAUUAUAUGCCUAGACAUACUCAAGGACAACUGGAGUCCUGCGUUGACCAUCUCCAAAGUUCUGCUUUCCAUUUGUGCAUUACUCUCAGACUGCAAUCCCGCUGACCCCCUCGUUGGUAAUAUAGCAACUCAGUUUCUCCACAGUCGCGAGGACCACGACCGGGCAGCCAGGCAAUGGACCGAACGUUACGCAACAUGAUGCAAGGAACCACCGCAACCGGUGGCUGCUUCGUUAUCUUCGUUUAGUUUAUUUCUCACUCAUUGUUAUUAUCAUUUUUUGUCCCACACUUUUUUAUUGUUAUUAUAUUUUUUUGUACAGCAUGUUCUCCCGCUUCGCAUUUUUCUGUAUAUUAGAGACCUGUGUUUCGAGUCAAGGCUCCAGACUUACUCCAAUAACUGUGGGCGGGGUAGAGGGGAGGUUAGACCUUAGGGUUGGGUCAGAUCUUCCAUCAUUGGGAGGUUUAGGUGUGGCGAGGGGUUGAACCGAGAGGAAGUUGCCUCCUUCCCCAAAACAUCCCCAAAUUUACACCUAUGGUUGGCCAUGUUUACCCUCUUACCACAAUGUCUGGAAACGAGGGCUUUGUUUCAACCUAUGAAUUUGAAAGGCCUUGGUUAAUACUCCAAUCAUACCUAACAUUGUCAAACUGAAGGGCUUUUGUUUGGUGUCCCCCCCCCCCCCCCUUUCCCUGUCAACCCUUACCAUGGUCCAAUUUCAUAGAGCUGUUUAAACAUGAAUGUAGCUAAGCACAUCAAAUAUACGUAACAGAUUUCAGUUUCCAGCCAUAUCAAUGCUCAGUAUCAUGGCUCUGCUUACCACAAAUUUAUGGUAAGCUGAGCCAUUAAAUUUGGCUCUGGUCUUAUCUACCAUUUGUUACUGGUAUCGCGCAAUUUUUGUUUGCUAAGCAAGAAUUUGUUAAGCAAUGUUGAUUUGCUUAAGCAGCUCUAUGAAACUGGUUGCCUGCUUAUCAUUCCGCGUCCAUGUGAUUUAAAGUAGGAAUAACGAUUAUAAAUGGCAGGGUACCAAUUAAAUCACAGCAGUAGCUUCCAAUCAUACUUAUGAGGGAUCUAUUUGGAUUGCCCUUUCAAAAAAGGUCUGUACUCUCUUUAUAUUUGGCUUUCACUGCAGCUACACAAGUGUAGGUGGUAUGGUUGGCUUGUGCGUAAAGCGCUCGCCUCCCACCAAGGUGACCCCGGUUCGAAUCCCGGCCAUGGCCAUAUG